Molecule: messenger RNA, 906 nt
Organism: Coregonus clupeaformis (lake whitefish)
Lineage: Eukaryota; Metazoa; Chordata; Actinopteri; Salmoniformes; Salmonidae
Gene: ifitm5
Product: interferon induced transmembrane protein 5
Exons: 3
Coding region: 107-541 (144 amino acids)
Cellular component (GO): plasma membrane
Source: RefSeq, a predicted model, not a curated record
CCAAGCAGAGCAAGUGGAGCAAGGCAGGUCACAGAAUUUGCCAGCUUCUUUUCAACAAACCAAGGACAUUCAGGACCAGAUAACAAGAAUUGAAAAAGCCAAAAGAAUGGACAACCACACUUACAACUACCCGUCCGACUGCACCCCUCUCACCAACUGCAAGUCGGCCCGCAAGCCGGCGGGUUCCACCGUGGUGAAUAUGGGCACCGCAGGCAAGAAGCCACCCAGUGACUACCUAGUCUGGUCCCUGUGCAACACCCUGUAUGUCAACUUCUGCUGUCUGGGAUUCAUGGCUCUCAUCUACUCCAUUAAAGCCAGGGACCAGAAGACCCAGGGGAACUUGCAGCUGGCCCAGGAGUGCUCGGACAAGGCCAAGUGGUACAACAUCCUGGCGGCAGGCUGGAACCUGUUGGUGCCCCUGUUGGUGGUGGUGCUGCUGGUACUGCUGCUGGUACACCUGGGCACCUCACAGGGCUCCUUCGACUUCUUCGGAGAGGACGGCUUCCAGAGCUUCAUGAAACUCUUCAGCAGCACACAUUGAAGGCUGGUUAGUGGACAGAAGAUAUCGAAGAACAGAAUGAUAGGAGAUAGGAUAUAAUUAAAGGAGAAGACGGUGGAUGGAGACUGGUGGAUGCUUCCCUAAAAGCCACCCGACAUCGGACUAAUGGCCUCUUUUCAUCAUGGGUCACUUUUUUUCCUUUAUAAUUAUUAUUAAGACAUGAAUUAAUUAUUGUUCUAAUGUACUGUAAUAUUAUUAUUGCUGUUAUUUUUUAUUGGUAGCUGUAUUGUUAGCUAAAGGUUAGUAUCAUUGUCACUGCAUUGGAUCUUGACCAUUUCUAGACCCCUUUGUGAAAAACAAAUGUGAGAAAGUAAAAUAAAACAUUUAACAACCACAGAAGGUUUGUA